Podarcis muralis (Common wall lizard) is the source of this 1181-nucleotide messenger RNA. The record is from RefSeq and is a predicted model, not a curated record. NCBI's taxonomy places the organism in Eukaryota, Metazoa, Chordata, Lepidosauria, Squamata, Lacertidae.
AUGGCAAGGGGUCUGUGCAUCCGGCUGGACAUAAAAGAUUGCUCAGACGGCAAAGCAUUAAUCCACCACUGGAGAUUGUGGCUGGUCUCGCCCCAGCCCCUUGCCCCCCUCCUUCCAAGCCAGGGGUCAGGCGCCCAGGCAGGAGCAGGUUGGCAGCCUGUGGUGACGUGGGCAUGGGCACCCUGGCAGGGGUGCUUGUUCUGCCCCCCUAGAGAGUACAAUGUUCUUCUUCCUUUGCAGGGCCGUGGUUUGGGGAAUCAACAGCAGCCCAGCGGUGCAGGGAAAACCAGCAAAAUCCAGAGGCGAGAGGCCCGCCAGUACGAGGGGGGAAAGGCUCCCACUUCAGGGAGGGAGCCUUUCCCCAACGUUUACUUCGUGCUGGUGAGAUCCCUGGAGGGACGUGGCAAACGUGGCGAACAUCAGGACCGCGCCUCCAGGGAUGAGGCUCCAGCACCUGCUCCUGGGAUCAAAAAUGAAAGACCAUCGCGGCGGUUCCCAGCGCCUGAUCCUGAUCCUCACCUGCCUCACCCUCCGUCGGUUCUCCGUACGGGCAUGCCUCCUUCCUGGCCGUACUUGGCGCAGAAGCAGCAGCCAAGGUUUCCCCCCAUCAAAAACGCCUCAAGGGUGAUUCCGGAGCCGGGGGAGACUUUGGCUGCUGCCUCUGUGCCAGGCCGGUCAGGAUGGAGCCCAGUCGCCCGUACGGAGGAAUUCAGGGUGGGGCAGUUAAUAAGAUCAGCAAGGAGGAGGUUCAGCCUGGGAGCUGCCGCAUCCCGGGAGGGCCUGGAGCCGAGGCAACAGCCUCUCGCCUCACAGGGUAUGUCUUCUGCACCGCUGUGGCUGCUGCUAAAGCCCCCUCCCCGCAAAUAAUACAGGCCAGUCGUGCUGCCCUCAGAGAGCGCCGCUUGGAGCGGAGUCGCGUUGACUGGCCAGCGUCAGUUUUUCCGCCAGUGGCAACCGCCUGGCCUGGGUCAGCCAUGAUAGCACUGUGUCGGUUGCAGAUGCCUCCAAAAACAUGAUGAUCUCGCAACUGAAAACAGAAUUCCUCCCAUUGCUGGGUGUGUCGUUCGUCUCGGAGAACAGUGUGGUUGCCGCUGGCCAUGAUUGCUGCCCGAUGCUCUUCAACUGUGACGUCCGUGGUACCCUCACCUUUGUCUCCAAGCUGGACAUUCCCAAGCAGAGCA